CUACAACCCCUAAAAAAAAGAAAAAAAGAAUGUAAAUUUGGUAAUUUAGGUUUCUUUUUCAUGGUCAGCAUUUGUGGAACUAGAAGAUAUUUGAAGGGCAAGAAAACCGCGGGACAUGGGCUCCAGCGACUACAACCCAACUACCAACAGCUCUCCUUCACUUCACCAAUUACCAUGGCAACUUUCCUCCCUUUUACUUCCAUCAACCCUCAAACUUCCCAUCCAAACCCUCGCCAAAGAGUUCGCAAAACCCGAUUCCUCGCAAAGAACCCUACCUCCAAUUCAUCAGCCAAAAAUCCAGAAUCCCAGCCUGAAAAUGUGCUGCUCAAAAUCGCCUGGUACGGCUCUGAGUUCCUCGGUGUGGCUGCUUCUCUCCUCCGUUCUCCGUCGAAAACUGGGGAUAACGCCGGACCUAGUUCAGAGCUUUCUCUUGAUGGGUUCGGAAGGAUUGAUCGAGCUGCUGUCGUGGAAAGCAUUAAAGAUGAUUUCCAGAGAUCCUAUUUUGUUACAGGAAAUCUGGCAGUUGAUGCUUAUGAAGAGGACUGUGAAUUUGCUGAUCCAGCCGGUUCGUUCAGAGGGCUAAGUCGGUUCAAAAGAAACUGUACCAAUUUUGGAUAUCUACUUGAGCAGUCAAAUAUGAAACUUAUGAAAUGGGAGGAUUUUGAGGAUAAAGGAAUCGGGCACUGGCGUUUCAUCUGCAUCAUGUCGUUUCCAUGGAAGCCGAUUCUAUCAGCCACUGGCUAUACAGAGUAUUUCUUUGAUGAAAAAUCUGGAAAAGUAUGCAGGCAUGUGGAGCACUGGAACGUUCCCAAAAUGGCUCUUUUGAAGCAAAUUUUACGGCCUAGCAGGGGGAAAAGUGGCAAGAAAUCCAGCUUAGAGAAAUGAGAUGAAGGGUCUGACGUUAAGUAUGACAAUGGUUCCUCUCCCUUUUGAGGGUAUGGUGCUCAUUUUCAGAUAAAAACAAGGGCGUUGAUGGUUGUGAUUUCUUACGUAUAUUAAGGAGCAUCAUACAUAGGCGAGCGACUAAGAGUGGAGUGUGUUGAUGGCUAGUGUUUUACAUGUAUGUAUGUAUAUACACAGGAUAUAUCCGCAAAAACACACAAGUUUAAUCAUGGAUGGGAUGGAAUGAUAAAAUACCAAAAAAGAAGAGAGAAGUUACUCAGAGUUGUAUUAAUGUUCGUUUCUGUUAAAAAUUCAUUCAAAUUUAGUAUUUAAA
Messenger RNA from Sesamum indicum (sesame), 1216 nucleotides. Its product is annotated as Nuclear transport factor 2 (NTF2) family protein. The record is from RefSeq and is a predicted model, not a curated record. NCBI's taxonomy places the organism in Eukaryota, Viridiplantae, Streptophyta, Magnoliopsida, Lamiales, Pedaliaceae.